AUGGCUGGGUCGGCGGUGGCGAUAUCAGAGACUGGAUAUAUCACAACCGAUGCCGAGUCGUCAGCCGUGGCUCUGGGCAAAGAUGUGAAUAUCGCUCAGCACUUGCUCGCCGACGAAGACGAUUCGAGCCUAUCAUCAGCCGGCACCGAAGUGUUCGACCGAAGUUCGAACGGGUCAUCAACAAAAGAAAAGUGGCAGCUUGAUGCCAAUGGCAAAUGGCAGCGAUAUGGCUCUUUGGACUCCGCUCCGAGCACGGGCAUAUCUUCAAUGUCCUCAUCUGUCGCCGCCGAAGAAAUUGUACUCAAUGCGGGAUCUUCUAAUACUCCGUCUCGGAAGCGUCUGGCGGAUGGCAGUAUCAAGCCGACAUCACCUCGACCUGCUCAGCUCCCAGAAGCUCCAAUCAAGAUCCCGAUAUUACCGGAGCAGCCAGUCGUCGACCCACAAGUACCUGUGAAGAGAAAACGUGGUCGACCUCGAAAACACCCACUCCCCGAACCAAAAGUACCUGCGCCUGGCGCCACAGCUACGACUGACCCGAAGCCAGCAGCACCAGCAGCAUCCACUGUUCCUCGUUCACCGAAAGUCGUCAAGCCACGAGUACAGGCAAAAGCCCGUUCGUCAAUACCAUCCCGCGUACCUGCCGACGUGUACGCUACCGAAUGUAUCGACGCAGCUUACGCUUCCAGGCUCGAUCCAUACGCUCUGCAUUCUGGUGAACACAAGCUUCUUGCCGACCUGCUGAUGUACAAAGAAAUCACAGUCUAUCUCAACAUUCGAAAUGCAAUACUCAGACUGUGGACGCAAAAUCCUAUGUGCACUAUCACCGCCGAGGAAGCUGCCGGAUGUGCGAGAGGAAGUCGGUUCUUUGGUCUUGCAGAAGUGGCCUAUAGGUGGUUGACAAGGAACGGAUAUAUCAAUUUUGGUUGUGUACAGGUGCAAAAGAAUCCGAAGAUACCCAAAAACUUCAGCAAAGACGCUCGGCAACGCACAGUGGUCGUGAUCGGCGCUGGCGUAUCCGGUCUGACCACAGCCCGACAGCUAGAAAGUCUCUUCAUUCAGGAAGCAUCGAAGUGGACAGACAUGGGCGAACGUCCACCUCGGGUCAUCGUCCUGGAAGGCAGAGAUCGAGUUGGCGGACGGGUGUACUCAAAGCCUUUGAGGAGUCAAGUAAAGAACAGCUUGCCGGAUGGCUUACGAAACACGGCAGAAAUGGGCGCCAUGAUCAUUACAGGGUUCGAACAUGGCAAUCCGCUUGAUAUAGUCAUACGUGGUCAGCUCGGGUUGCGAUACCACCUUAUGAAGGACGCGCUCACCAUCUACGACUGUGACGGCGAGGAAGUGGAAGAGGAGAGAGACACAUUGAACACCGAGCUGUACACGGACAUUUCGGAUCGUGCUGGAGAGUACAGAGCCGAGCCUCAAAAGCAGGAAACACUCAAAGGCGAUGAAGAACUGAUCAACAGAUGUCGUGACCCAGCUCCCGAUGGGUACUCAGCCUUUCAGCUCGAGCCAAUUCCGAUGGCACAGAUCAAGGCCCACAAACCGGCCGCUAGACGUGGACGCCGGCGUAACGCGCCUCCUGGCACCGAGAAGCUGACCGGCCGAAGUCAGGUCGCCGAAGAUAGCAGCGCGAUACACAGUGCUGCUCGAGCUGCUAAGAGCAUGGGAUGGGACAUCAAGGAUGGAGUCGCCCGCAACCAAAGCAUAUCCCUACACCGUAUCGCAAACAGCAGCCAUUAUCCGACACUGGGCACAGUCAUGGACGAGGCGAUCGUGCAGUAUCAGGAACUGCUCGAUUUCACUCCACUGGAUAUGCGACUUCUCAAUUGGCAUCAUGCAAAUCUCGAGUAUGCGAACGCAGCGCCGGUCUCGCAGCUCAGCCUGAGCGGUCACGACCAAGACACUGGUAACGAGUUUGAGGGUGCACACUCUGAAGUUAUCGGCGGCUAUACGCAGGUGCCUCGUGGUUUGGUGAAUUUACCAACGAAGCUCGAUGUACGCUUCAACCAUGUUGUCGAUAGCAUACAUUAUGACGAUGGCGAGGAAAGCCAUGAACGCCUUCCGACAAGGGUGGUAUGUACCAAUGGCGAAGUCAUUGAGGCUGAUCAAGUGGUCAUGACGGCGCCGUUGGGCGUACUGAAGUCAAACACCAUCGACUUUGACCCUCCGUUACCUAGGUGGAAACAAGGGGCGAUAAGUCGAAUGGGGUUUGGACUCCUCAACAAGGUCAUCUUGCUCUACGACGAGCCGUUCUGGGACGACGAUCGCGACAUGUUUGGCCUGCUGAACGACCCUGAGCAACAAGGGAGCCUGGAGCCGUCCGACUACGAACGAAGGAGAGGGCGGUUUUACCUCAUCUGGAACGCUACCAAGAUCAGCGGCCGACCAAUGCUCAUCGCCCUCAUGGCUGGCAAUGCUGCACACGACGCCGAAUGGACAGAAACUAGCAUUCUGAUGAACGAAGUCACAGCAAGACUGCGCACUGUCUUCACCACAAAGCCAGUGCCUGCGCCACUUGAGUGCAUUGUUACGAGGUGGAGAAGAGACCCUUUCGCAAGAGGUACAUACUCAUACGUGGCACCUGAGACACGUCCUGGGGACUAUGACACGAUGGCCAAACCAGUGGGCAAUUUGCACUUCGCUGGCGAGGCUACGUGCGGCACACAUCCUGCCACAGUCCAUGGAGCACUCUUGUCAGGCCUUCGUGUCGCUUCGGAUGUCAUCGACCACAUGGCUGGCGUGAUCAAGCUACCAAGUCCACUCGUUGGACCAGGCCCGAUCAAGCAGGAAGCAAAGAUGGAGUAUGCCGCGCAUGCGCAGUCAAAUGCUCCGCAGCAGCCAUCUCUACAACAAGCAACUGGCACGAUACCUUCAGUGAGCAUCAGCCAAACCACUACUGUGCAAGUGAACCUCCCAGAAGGGGUUCCGGCGAUCAAGCAAGAGGAAGAUGCGACGCAACUGGCGAAUGUUCCGACAUUCCAACCUACCGCAACACCGACAGCGAAGAGUCCUGGCUGGGUCAUGAAGCCAGCUGGACCACCAGCGAAGAGCGUUUGUGCUUCUGAUCCGUCGUACUGGGUGGCUCCAUCAUUUGAUGGCUCCGACCUCGAUUACGAAGCCGCAAUCUUCGCAACUCUCCUCGGCCAAAUCGGCGAGCGUCCCACCAAGCCCGGUCGUCCCAACGUAAAUCCCUUCAUCCAGUACACCAAAGACAAAUGGGAGGAAUGUGCAGCGUUCUGCGCGAAACAGUACGCCAACGUAUCGAACCAACGCAACAUUGUAAGGACUACCCUCGGAAAGUGGUGGAAAGCCGCGGACGAUGCGACGAAGCAGCCAUACCUGGUACAGAGCCAGACUGCACAAGAGUUGGCAGAUUCUUUGCGAAGGGAUUGGGAUGCCAAGGCUGCCCAGUGGGACAUAGAUGCAAAGAGAAUAAAAGAGGAGUAUAUGCGCGAGCAUCCACCGCCGAAGAGCUAUGGCAAGGGCGAUAGCAACGGCGUGUCGAAGAGAAAGACCAAUGUGUCCAACUGUGUUGUCCUGGACCAUAUUUAG
This is a messenger RNA of Fulvia fulva, 3552 nucleotides long. RefSeq names its product Lysine-specific histone demethylase 1A. Bases 1 to 3552 code for a protein of 1183 amino acids. Lineage: Eukaryota; Fungi; Ascomycota; Dothideomycetes; Mycosphaerellales; Mycosphaerellaceae. The record is from RefSeq and is a predicted model, not a curated record. The transcript is spliced from 2 exons. Gene Ontology annotation, molecular function: oxidoreductase activity; protein binding.